Molecule: messenger RNA, 5292 nt
Organism: Lytechinus pictus (painted urchin)
Lineage: Eukaryota; Metazoa; Echinodermata; Echinoidea; Temnopleuroida; Toxopneustidae
Product: monocarboxylate transporter 13-like
Exons: 6
Coding region: 119-1726 (535 amino acids)
Biological process (GO): transmembrane transport; monocarboxylic acid transport
Cellular component (GO): plasma membrane
Molecular function (GO): monocarboxylic acid transmembrane transporter activity
Source: RefSeq, a predicted model, not a curated record
GCAUCUGUCAGCUGCAUAGCUACUCAUGGUCACUCAGUCUGGGGGCGGAACCGAUCUGGUAAAUGGAAGUUCAAGGAAAAGAUUGAAACAGCAGCGACCUUGAAAUACCUAGAGGAAGAUGGAGGAGAAGAAAUCUAAGCGACGUUGGUUUAUUCUCCUUGGAGCACAUAUAUCUAUGUUGGUAUAUGGGGCAACCUACCGAUCAUUUGGUGUGUUUCUGGUAGAGUGGAGGAGGUAUUUUGAUUCCUCUGUAGCUGAGAUAAGUGCCAUUGCCAGUGUUCUUGCUGCUUCUCACCUCCUGUCAGGUUUCUUUGCUGGCCCAUUCAUGACGAGAUGGGGCUGUCACAACACUCUUCUCAUUGGUGCAGCCUUUUCUAUCACUGGUACUAUAUGUAGUGUCUUCGCUGAUUCACCAAUCAUCUUGUGCUUUACAUCAGGGUUUCUUCCAGGUUUUGGAGUGGGGCUCAUCAAGAAUGCAGCUCAGGUGGUAGUGGCCCACCACUUCAAAAAGGGUUAUUCUCGUGCCAAUGGCUUUGUAAGUGCUGGUGUAGCCUUAGGAAUCAUGACUGUCCCUCCUCUUAUGCAAUUGUGUAUUGAUCAGUACAGUUGGAGGGGUGCUCUUCUCAUCUCCGCUGGUAUACAGGCUCAGGUCAUUCCAGCUGCUUUGGUAGCUAGACCACGUCCCAGAAAGAAAUCUGGAGUUCCGGCAAAGAAAAAGCUUGAAGCGGAAACUAAAGGUGAUGCAGCAGAGAUGGAACCACUUAGUGAGAGUUUGAGGACCAAAGAUCAUUCUUCACAGGGAGACCAGAUUGAGGAUGGGCAGUCUGCAGAAUGUAUUCAGAAUGACCCAACUGCAUUUGAGUCAUUGGGUGAAACGACUGUUGUAGAUUCAGAUUCUACAUCAAAACAGACAUACACUGCUUCUGGAGCGACUGAGUCAAUGUCUGACUCAAGCAAGGCUGAACCCAACUCAAAACCUGAUCAAGUGGACAAUGGAGACAUCAAUAACUCAGGUGAACAUUCAGCCGAGACAAACAUUCAGGAAAAAAGAACUAGUAAAUGUUCAUUGGUCAGGCGAUUUUUCAGAUCGUCUGGAUGGCCCCUCUUUGGAGAGAGCAUUGGGUUUACACUCUUUCAGAUAUGUCAAGUGACUAUUGGUGUGUGCUAUACUGCCAUCAUGACACACUUUGUUGCCAGUGCAGUGUACUCUGGUAUUGAAGAACAGCUGGCAUCGUUUCUUCUUUCUGCUCUGGGCAUAGGGAGUCUGAUUGCCCGUCUCUGUAAUGGAUGGGUCAUUGAUCUAAAGCUCAUAUCUCCAGAGCACCUUUACUCCAUCGCUAUGGCUAUCCUUGGCAUUAGUACAAUCCUCAGCCGAGCAUCACAGGUUUAUGGCUGGUAUAUCUUCAUAGCAUUUUUGUUUGGAGCUUCGACUGGUCUUCUGAAAGCUCUUGUUCCUGUGGUUCUUAAGAAGUUUGUUGGAGUUGAGAAUCUAGCACCUGGUAUGGGCAUAUUCACCAUCUUUACUGGAGUAGGCGACUUCAUUGGACCUAUCUUUGCAGGUGCUCUUUACGAUGCUAAGGAAACAUAUGAUCUACCUUUCUACGUAGCUGGUUCGCUUCUUACUGUGUCAUCCUGUAUUCUCUUAUUCGAACAUCCUCUCAGACGAUGUAGGCAGAGGUAUCAAGGUUUGAAGUCGUACGAAACGCAAGAUGAGUCAGCAGUGUAAAUUUGACUUCAUUCUAACUUCUGUUCUAAUAGUCAUGUCCGUGGCCUUUUUUUCCCGGGGGGGGGGGGGUGGGGGCCACUUCCAUUGACGAGUGGAUACCAUGCGUGACCCAAGAAACAUGUAAAAAGGAUGUCUUUUUCAAGAUAGGGCACGUGACGUACGUGACGUAGUAAGGGUGUCAAUAACACUAAAAUAAUGAAAAAAGGGUAUAUAUUUCACUAGGAAAACUACAUGUUUAUGGUCCAAUUUGCGAGGGUAUAAAAAGACUAAAAUACUUUAUAAAGGAUGUACUUUUUGCCCCAACACUACGUGUUUAGAGCUGAUUUAAACGAGGUGUGUGGGGUGGUACUAAAUCCAAUGAAAGUAAAGGUAAAGCCAACGUCCGUGACAUAACAAUUAAGAUAUAUCGUUGUACUUGUUUAGGGGUCAAUUCAGGGAAUACUUGUCAAGGGUAAUGUUUUUGUUUCCAGUACUUGUUAAGCGUAGGGUUUCACACGCCAAUACCUGUUAAGGGGUGCAUUCUCAGAACAUGGAAAAUACUUGUUUAGGGUGCUUUUCAAAACCCCAUGGUCAUGCAUGGUAUCCACUCAUCAAUGGAAGUGCCCCCCCCCCCCCCAUCCCCCAGUCUUUUUUCAUAAAAUGAUAAUUGCUACAAUUCUGGGACACGUAUGUGAUCAGCCACUCCAAAACCAACAAUGGAUGAUUUCAAGUCCGGUGUUGGGCUUGGUGUUGGUGUCGAAAUUUGGAUUGCUUCCCCUAGCUCCAAAAUCUAUUCUGAGUUUGUAAAACUGAUCCAGAUCACAUUAUUGACGUCUCAACAACUAGUGAGUGACUUUUUGGGACCAUCUUCAUUUUAUGUUUGGUGUUAUAAUCGUGUAAACAUUGACCUAACACCAACACCAAAAGGUCAACACUGAACUUGAAAUCACCCAAUAGGUCACCAAGAAAGGUUCUGUGUGAAAAGUCUAAAUAGUAAUGUGGUCUUCAAAAGGUGAAACCUUGAAAUUUAAAUUGUUUGAAAGAAUAAUUCUUCUAUCCCAUACUGUCAAAAUUUCAUGUUUUAAAGUUAGAUAAGAAGCAGAUACACAAGUUUCUCUGACAGUAAUCAUUUCUGAACUGUUUGGAACACUGAGAUUUUGCUCGAAAUUCAAAACGGUCUUCACUCCUUAUUCUUUGUAGCUCUCUGAAUUUCUUCUAAAUUCAAUAAAGUACUUGUAUGGGUUACUUCUUAAUCAAUUUUGCCAAGUUAUAUAUCAUUUUAAAGCUUAUGAUGUGCUCUUAGUUUGAAGCUCAAUGAAAAUCUAAAAAUUCUUAGGUAACUUUAAUAUUGUUGUUUUUGCAAAAAAAAACAUGUAUUGUCAGCAGGGCAAGUGACCUGAAUUCAGCAACUGUUAUUGAAAAGAAACUUUGUCAAUCAGGGCCAUGGUGUACUCUUAGGGGUCAACCUGGAUAUUAUGCAUUGUGAAUGAUUCAUUAUCCAUGGUAUCAAGCAUACAUCAUGGAUAUCUCUGUUUCUUUGUUUCUUGAAGAAGCUCCCAUAGGAACUUGGCAUCGCAGCCGCCCGUUGCAUACCACCGUGCCAGUUCAACCAUUUUCAUAAGAGACAUUUUAUAUCUAAGUUAAUAUUAAGUCAUAGUGGCUGACUUAGAGAUGACAGAGAUUUACUCUCGGGCCAUUUUGGUUAAAGUGAAGAUAAUGGCGUAGUGGGGAUUUGAACUCACAUCCUCACAAUCAUGAGUCCAAUGCUCUAUCCACUAGACCGCACAACAUUAUGAGGUUCUAACGACAAGUUUCAAUGAAAAUAAUGGCCUUCGAUGAUAGUCCCCUAAUAGCCAUAAUUAGUACUAGCCAUAAUAUACCAUUACAACAGUAACUGUUUUUUUCAGCAAGCUAUGCAAUGUACAUUACAUAACAUACAUGUAUUGGUUAAGUGCUAACAUAUUCAUAAUUCAUACUCUACAAUUCUUACAUGUCUUAGGGGGUGUUGCAAGAAAAUGUUAGUAGCAAUCAAUUACCAAAUUUACUUUUAAUACUAGUUGCAAGUAGCAGACCAGGGGCCUGUCUUACAAAGAGUUGCGAGUUGAGUUUUGGAAAUUUUCCUGUAGAAACAAUUAUGACAAUGAUAGAUUUCCAUAGAGUUACGAUUGAUUGAUUGAAUCAAUCACAACUCUUUGUAAGACAGGGCCCAGCAACCAAGUGUGGAUUUGCAAUCAAUUGCCAGAUUUGUUGACUGAUUUUUUUUUAACCUAAACUUGACUUGCAAUUGAUUGCAGCUUUCAUGCAAUGCCGCAUUAGAUAGACUUUUUUCAAACCUUCAUGAAAAUAAGAUUCUCUUUUUUUUGCUUUUUUUUGCUUUCCCUUAGACCAAAUUGUUAUCAGGGUAAACUUCCCUUUUAAAGUGCAAUUGUCUGUAAGAUUUCUGCAUUUUUAUUAUACACUUGCAACAUGAUUGAGGAGACUCUUUGGCUGUCCAGAGGAAAAUUGGGGAAAACCCUAAUGACAUCAUCCUGAGCAUCACUGGUGAUUUCCUUAAGGCCAUUCUUCAAAGGGAUUUACCUUGGAUAGAUCUCUGGCUUUUUCAAAUUUCACACAUUGUAUUUCUUUAUAUUUGUGGCAUGUGUAAUCUUUAGCUAUUUUAUUCCUAUUUUGCUGCUGUAUGUACAUGUAUUUUUCUUUUUAUGCAAUGUGAAAUGAAAUUAAAUGAAAGUGAGUUGAUUGGUAUAUCAUAAGAAAAACCAUUUGUUAAAAGGUGUGUAAUUAGUUGGAUAUACAAUUGGGCCAUGACUGUUGGCUAUACCAUCAAUUUCUGCAUGUUUGAUUAAGCACAAACUCCUAAAAGCCAUAAGGUGUUCAUGGGUGAUGAAAUCGAGAGAUCUAUAUGUACUAAAAAGCGAAGAUCCCCUAUUUUAUUAACCCUUUUGUAUGUGUACUUUGCACCGAUGCACAUUCGGUGCCGAGCAAACUUGGCAUUUCACACUCGAACAACCCAAUGUUUCCCUCCCUGUAAAUAAUUCAGCACACAGGGGUUCAUGGCCCAGAGAACAAAGAGUUAAACAAUGAGAAAACAGGAAAAAUGUAAAAUUAUUUUUGUAUGUAUCAAUCAGAAUAUUGACAGUACUAUUUCACUGUUGUGGCAUUAAUCUGUUUAUCUGGUGACUUGUGCAUGUACAGGUACUUCUACCACAGUGCAAUAUACAAGUAUUUUAAUUUUGUGAAAUUUUAAAUCAUUGUGAAAUUAUAGUGCCUUUUCCAGAAGAUACAAAGUGCUGUUUAGGAAUUGAGAUUUAUUGUGCAUCAAGUAUACUUUCAGGUGCUUACGCAAUUGUUCGUAAUAGCAUGGAGCUAUCAGCUCCAUGGUAGUAGUAGUUUCCUGCUAAUUUGUCAGGAGAUUGUAUCUCAUGGAUAUUUCCAGAUCAUGUUAGUCUACCUGAAGUUUCUCUCUAUUCAAUACCCAAGAAGUUUGACAUGCAUUUGGUGCCAAAAGUGAACUGGUAAGUUUGAUACUAGUUGAGCUACCCUCGAGAUGUUCUAAGUUGAUCCAUAUUAAACAGUUAGUGCAAAUUAUU